CGCGAGCGGGUCAGGGGAGGCGAGCCCCGGUCAGCCCCGGAGCGGGGCGGUGUCUCCUCUGCUGGGCUUGGGGACGCCGCGUCUGGGGUACGGUGUCCAGUUCUGGGCUUCUCAGUGCAAGAGAGAUAAGGAGCUGCUGGAGAGGGAGCACUGGAGGCCACAGAGGUGAUUGAUUAAGGGCCUGGAGCAUCUCUCGUCAUGAGGAGAGACUGCGGGAGCUGGGCCUGUUCAGUCUGGAGGAGAUUGCGAGGGGAUCUCAUGAGUGCAUAUAAAUACCUCAAAGGCGGUGCCAAGAGGAUGGUGCCAGACAUUUCUCAGUGGUGCUCGGUGAGAGGAGGAGUGAUGGCCAUAAACUAAAACAUAGUAAGUUCCAGCUCAGCUUGAGAAAGAACUGCUUUACGUUGAGGGUGGCCGAGCACUGGAACAGGCUGCCCAGAAAGUCACGGAGUCUCUGGAGACAAUCAAACUCCACCUGGACGUGUUCCUGUGGCACCUGCUCCAGCUGACCCUGAUGUGCCAGGGGUCGGACUCGAUGGUCUCCAGAGAUCUCUUCCAACACUAACAAUUCUGUGAUCCGCGGGCUCCAGGACCCUUCCCAGAGGGAAAGGCAGGAACGCUUCUGCGCGGACUCUUCUUUCCGGGGGAAGCGGCGGGGCGGACGCGGCGGACGCGGCCAUGGAGCGGCGGGAGCGGCCGGCGGUGGCCGUGGAGCGGCUGGAGCGGGUGACGCGGGAGCGCUUCCUGCGGGACAUCUACCCGCGGAGAAAGCCAGUAGUGCUGACAGGACUGGAACUGGGCACUUGCACGACCAAAUGGACAAUAGAUUACCUGAGCCAAGCUGAAGGACCCAAAGAAGUAAAAAUUCAUGUUUCUGCAGUGCCACAGAUGGAUUUCCUCAGUAAGAACUUUGUGUAUAGAACUCUGCCUUUUGAUGUGUUUGUGCGAAGAGCAGCUGAAGUCAAGCACAAGGAGUACUUUCUUACUGAGGAUGAAAAGUACUAUUUGCGAUCAGUGGGUGAAGAUGUUAGGAAGGAUAUUGCAGAUAUCAGGAAGCAGUUUCCUGUUUUAGCAGAAGAUGUUCAUAUUCCAGAGUAUUUUGAGAAGGAACAGUUUUUCUCUAGUGUCUUCCGCAUCAGCUCAGCUGGAUUACAGUUAUGGACACAUUAUGAUGUAAUGGACAACUUCUUAAUCCAAGUCACAGGGAAAAAACGAGUUGUUUUGUACAGUCCUCGAGAUGCACCAUAUUUAUAUUUAUCAGGUACUAAAUCAGAGGUGCUGGAUGUGGAUAACCCAGACUUGGAGAAAUAUCCCCUUUUUGUGAAAGCCAAGCGCUAUCAAUGUGUUUUGGAAGCAGGAGAUGUGUUAUUUAUUCCAGCUUUGUGGUUCCAUAAUGUAAUUUCUGAGGAAUUUGGAGUGGCACUGAAUGUCUUUUGGAAGCACCUUCCUGCUGAGAGCUAUGAUAAGACUGACACUUAUGGAAAUAAAGAUCCUAUGGCAGCCUCCAGAGCUAUACAGAUCUUGGACAGAGCUCUGAAAACACUUGAAGAACUACCUGAGGAAUAUAGAGAUUUUUAUGCUCGGAGAAUGGUGUUACGUAUCCAAGAAAAAGCUUAUAGGAAUGAUUAUGGAUAAAGUAACACAUUGCAAUUCAGCAAGGUCCCUUGCAAGUAGAAAAUUGUAUGUUGGUAUGGAAACUGUCCAUUGGCACAUACAUUUUCUGUGAGACCAAUAAAAACUGUCAAUAAACAUUUGUCUAUAACAAAGUUGAUCAUGGAGAUUUUCUUUCUAGUUUUUAGUGAGGCCUGGAGUCUGCU
Poecile atricapillus (Black-capped chickadee) is the source of this 1814-nucleotide messenger RNA. It is a transcript of the gene TYW5, whose product is annotated as tRNA-yW synthesizing protein 5. Bases 676 to 1632 code for a protein of 318 amino acids. Lineage: Eukaryota; Metazoa; Chordata; Aves; Passeriformes; Paridae. Gene Ontology annotation, molecular function: tRNA binding; 2-oxoglutarate-dependent dioxygenase activity. The transcript has 8 exons. Gene Ontology annotation, biological process: wybutosine biosynthetic process. The record is from RefSeq and is a predicted model, not a curated record.